AUCCAACAAUUUCCUAAGUAUAUCUUUUAUAUUCUAACUGAACACCACAAAUAUAGAACCAAUGAACAUUUAUAACACAGUUCUGUUCAUGUGUACUCAGAAGUAAGCCUUAUUUAACACACUGGGACUCAUUUCAAGCAAUACCUAUGAUGAAAGAAGGUACAGAAGGUGUGGAUUGGAUACAACUAUGAAAUUCUAAGAACCAAGAUGUAUAAAGGCAUAGACAUGUUCCCCAUUUAUGUUUAUGAAUUGAGGAAAUUGGCUUCCAGCCACCCAAACCUUGUGAUGGUGAAGCUGGACGCUACAAACCACGCCACCAUUAAGGCGACGGCCGCUUACGUGGCGGAGCGGCUGAAAGGCACAGGGCUGAAUGUGUUAAUAAACAAUGCUGCGAUUUUUACGGGGGUGUCGCUAGAAACGGUGGACGCCGAAGACAUGAUGAACGGGUACAACACCAACGUGAUUGGGCCGUUGUUAGUGAGCCAGGCUUUCCUGCCUCUGUUAAGGAGGGCAGCCCAGGAAAGCACACUAAAAGGACUCAGCUGCAGCAAGGCAGCCAUUAUCAACAUCUCCUCUUCCUUGAGCUCUAUCGAGUUAGUCCCCCAAAACUAUGAGAAGCCUGUCAUCUCCUACCGCUGCAGCAAGGCUGCCCUCAACAUGCUGACAAAGUGCCAGUCUUUGGGUUACAAAGACAACGGGAUUUUGUGCGCUGCGGUUCAUCCAGGGUGGGUGAAGACAGACAUGGGCACCCAGCAGGCUGACCUGACCGUAGAUGAGAGCGUGCGAGGGAUCCUCAGCGUGCUGUCCAGAUUUCGCGACGAGCACAACGGGGCUUUUGUGAGCUGGAAGGGAGAAACGAUUCCUUGGUGAAGGGCCUGGACAUCAGUAACAGCCCCAGAGGUGAAGCCGGUGCUAUCAAAAAACACUGCAAAAGCUGCAUGGCUCCAAUGGCAAGAGCACUAGGCUGGGGCUAUUUUCUCACACUGUUA
Molecule: messenger RNA, 989 nt
Organism: Elgaria multicarinata webbii
Lineage: Eukaryota; Metazoa; Chordata; Lepidosauria; Squamata; Anguidae
Product: C-signal-like
Exons: 7
Coding region: 208-870 (220 amino acids)
Cellular component (GO): cytoplasm
Molecular function (GO): oxidoreductase activity
Source: RefSeq, a predicted model, not a curated record